Etheostoma cragini (Arkansas darter) is the source of this 2390-nucleotide messenger RNA. RefSeq lists its product as uncharacterized. Gene Ontology annotation, biological process: nuclear envelope organization. Bases 251 to 2218 code for a protein of 655 amino acids. NCBI's taxonomy places the organism in Eukaryota, Metazoa, Chordata, Actinopteri, Perciformes, Percidae. Gene Ontology annotation, cellular component: meiotic nuclear membrane microtubule tethering complex; nuclear envelope. Gene Ontology annotation, molecular function: protein-membrane adaptor activity. The record is from RefSeq and is a predicted model, not a curated record. The transcript has 17 exons.
CUCACUGCCUCUUCCCACAGUUACGCUAUCCAUCACCCCACUUUACUUAUCGAAAAUCUAAUAAUGCUCGGGUUGCUGUUUCGGGACUUUCUCGGAGUUGAAGAGAGUGGAGAUGUUUCUUUAAGCGGAGCUUGGUGGUCGUGAGGAUUAUCAUUUCCUGACAGAGAAUUUGACAGUCCCCCGCCUGACUGUUGGUCGGCGUGGUGUUGUUGUUUCUCGGUGACAGACCUAGCUAGCUGCAUGGCGAGUCAUGUCCCGCAGGAGUUCUCGCCUGGUGUCGGGCGGUUACUAUAAUUCAGACGAAGAAUCGGAUUCAAGCAGCGUGACAAACAUAUCUUACCGCGAAAACCCUGUCAAGGUUUUCAAGAAGAAGGCGGGGUCCCGCAAGUCUGGCUCCCGUACCCCCAGUAGAGCAAAUAGCAAUGCUAGUUCUGCCAGCCCCGAGCCGCCCCUCACUGCAGGCCAGUAUGAUGGCCUGAGUCUUUCUUCUUUGAGCAGCCAAACCCAGCCGAUCAUGAGGACGGUCCCCAACAUCUGCACCACACCUACCCCUCGGCCACCCCUCACCCCAUCAUCAACCCGGAGUGAGACGCCCCCACGCUGCCCCUCAGUACCUCCAGAGAAGAGCCCCUACCCUGGGCUCUGCAACUCCUAUUUGCCUGGGUUACACCUCCGAUCCAACCACAAGGAGCUGAGUCCGAGCGCUGUGGACAGCUCAGGGUACUCAUCCUCUGAGGGGCCUCACAGGAAGCCCACAGCCGCCACCGCCAGCACCAGUACCAGUAGGAUCAGCAGUAAUAGUGGUGCUCCCAGUAUUGGCUACAUGGCCAGAGUCAGCAGUGCCUUCUUUGGUCUAAUGGACUCAGUCUCAUUGAUGGCCGCUGCAUUGCAGUCAAAAAUAAUGCAUGUGACAGCUUUAGCUAAUUCUUCAGUCAGCAGUCGCACGAAGAAGGCUUGUGGUCUGUUUCUCCUCCUCCUCCUCAUCAUACUUUUAUGUAUUUGGUUCCUCCUUCCUUUGUUGACCUCGCUCAUCUCCCGCAUGGCUGUCCCAAAGACCCCGUCACAAACUAAACCCAAGAGUCCACCUGUUUCCUCUGCCCCUCCUGCUCCUUCUCAAUCACAGAUCAUACAUUCUACACCCGUGGUGGAUCCAGCCAUUGUUUCUGCUGCUGUAGACGCAAAAAUACAACAAUUUUUGGAUUCGGCCGUUGUGUCUGCUGCUGUAGAAGCAAAGAUGCAACGUCUUUUGGAGGAGCAGCAGCUGAAGCAGGAACACAUUCUCUCUCAGAUGAAGGAGAGACUACAUCUGGACAUGCAGGAUGUGAUAGCCAAGCUUGAGGUUGUGGACUCGGACAGUCGGCUGCGUCUGGAGAAGGAGGUUUCUGGGUUGGUCAGGCAAAUGGUGGAUUACCAGACAGACAGCCACUCGGCCGCUGCCAGCCUCAGACUCAAGAUCCAAGCUUUAGAGUCCCAGAAUGCAAAGCUGUCCCAGGAGUGGUCGUCCAUCCAGCUGAUGCCUCCUCCUGCCCCCUGUCCUGAUACCAGCGCCACCCCCAUCCAAAACCAUCUCACCCCAGAGCUCCAACAGGCCAUGGAGAAGUGGCUCACUGAGCGCAUCAAGGAGCAGGAUGCUAUCAGGCUUUGUAACAAAGGAGCUUCCUCUGACUGUGGACGUCCCGUGGCUGACAAAAUGGCCGACUUUGCAUUGGAGACGCAAGGUGCCAGUGUGAUCAGUACCAGGUGUUCAGAGACCUAUCGUAUUCGUUCAGCAUGCGUGACCCUGUUUGGAUUCCCUCUGUGGUACCCAUCUGAAAGCCCACGCACUGUUAUUCAGGGCUACCCGGUGCUGCUUCCAGGGAAAUGUUGGGCAUUCCACGGUGUCGAGGGGACUCUUGUCAUCUCUCUGUCUCACCCCAUCACUUUAACUCACGUGACGCUGGACCACCUGCCGCGCUACAACUCCCCCACCGGUCGCAUCGACUCCGCCCCCAAAGACUUUGAAGUCUAUGGAAUGACAAAUGACACAGAAGAAGGAACGCUGCUGGGGACAUUCACGUACGAUGUAAAUGGAGAGCCUACGCAAACAUUCAAGCUGCCUAAUCCCAGUGACGUGGUGUAUCGAUUAGUGGAGCUGCGUGUCCUCAGUAACUGGGGACAUGUCGAAUACACUUGCCUCUAUCGCUUCCGUGUGCACGGACAGAUGGCCUCCACAUUGUAAUUCCUUUUAUAUCUAUAGCAAUUUUCUCCAGGUUACAAACUGUUUUUUUUAGAAGAAAAAGCAACAAACACAAAAAUACAACAAUUAAAAAAAACAUAAUAUAAAAUGAAAAUAAAAUACAAGCAACAGAGUGAUUUAAAAAACCAUCGAAGGAUUUAAUAAAGAAAAAAAA